UCAGUCGCGCUGGCCCUGUGCCUUCCCUCUGACAAUCUUCCUCUGCUUUGCCCCAGGCAAAGACCUGCGUCAUGCAAAAUGUUUAUUGUUUUGUAUAAGCAUGAAAGAUGAGGUAAAAUGUGACUUCUGUCAAUUAAUUUUAGUCGUAUGUUGUGCAAGAUCAUCCACGAAAUGUUCAAUAGGCCUAGUAGUAAAUCUUGUUUCAUUUUGGGCAGGACAGUUAGGACGACAAGCCAGCACAUAAAUCUCUCCCUCUCCUUUCGGACAGCUCAGUCUAAAUGGUUUCUAUAGUGAUCAGUGCUGCCCCCCAAUGUUCGUGCAGACAAAAAGCUGAACAUUGCAUGUCGCGCCUAUCAAACGCACACACUCGCGCUCAUAUUCACAUUCACUUGCACACUCAACCACUCACACAGCAGGCAAACACAAGCGGUGAGAGACAAACUCGGACUACAACCUUCGCACUGGAUAGACUACUUCAGAUACCCAGGCAAAAGGCAAGCUCCCUCAGGCACCAUGACAGCCUUCGUCCUGUCUGUCCUCUUCCUGUUACCCCUCGCCAUGGCGGACAUAACUCCUGGCUGCAAGAUCCGUUUCACAUCCAGGGGCCUUGAGAUGUUGAAAUAUGAAACUCAGAGGUUUGUGGAGGAAGAACUCAGCAACAUCACCAUGCCAGAGAUGAAAGGAAAAGAUGGGCGAUUUCAGUACACUAUUAACAAUGUGAAGAUCACCCAAAUGAAUCUGACACAUGUUGACCUGCGCUUCCAGCCAGACCUGGGCCUUUUCUUUGAAGUGGAGAACUCCUCCAUCACCCUAAACUUUCAUAGACGGAUUCUCUACUGGUUCUUUUAUGAUGUGGGCACUAUUAACGCCUCUGCAGAGGGUGUUAAUAUCCACACAGCUCUGAACCUGAUCAGAGAUGAAGUGGGACGCCUCAAGAUCUCAAAUAUAACCUGUGAUGCCUACAUUACCAAGAUGAAGGCCAAAUUCAGUGGCACUCUUGGGAGAGUGUAUGACUUUGUUGCGACAUUCUUGACCACUGGAAUGCGCUUCCUCCUAAAUCAACAGAUAUGUCCUUCCCUGGAUCAUGCAGGUCUGGUUUCGAUUAAUGCUUUACUGGAGACUAUUCCAGUGCGCUCAGAGGUGGACAGUUACAUUGGUAUUGAUUAUUCCCUGCUGAAGGAUCCGGUGGUGACAGACAGCAGUCUAGACAUGGAUUUCAGGGGUAUGUUCUAUGAACUUCAGAACGAGAAUGACACCUUGCCGAACGAUGGCGCAACUCCAAUUAUGACAGAGUAUGAUAAGAUGGUUUACCUGGCGUUGUCAGAAUACUUCUUUGACAGCGGUUUGGAUGCUUACUUUAAAGCCGGAAUGUUUAAAACAGAGAUUUCAAAUGGGCGGAUGUCAAAGGAUUUGGAGAUGCUUCUGAGAACAACCUACUUUGGGACCCUCAUGAUGCUUAACCCUGCCCUAAUGGAGGCCCCGCUGGCUCUGGAGCUGGAGGUCACUGCUUCCCCCCGUUGUACCAUCAAAUCCACUGGAGCCAGCGUGGUGGUCAAUGCCAUCGUCAACGUCCUGGUGCUGCCCCCGGGCCAGCCUCCUGUCCAGCUAAGCAGCAUGACCAUGGAGAACAAAUUUAAUGCCAAGGUGUCGAUGAAAGGGAAGAGACUCACCGUAAAUAUGGACUUGAGAAGGUUUAAAAUCUUCUCAAACAAAUCUGCUCUGGAAUCACUGGCGCUGAUCCCCCUGCAAGGGCCACUGAAAACCAUGCUUCAGAUCUCUGUGGUGCCUCUUAUUAACAAUUAUACCAAGAGAGGUGUGCAGAUCCCAUUGGCAGAUGGAAUGGACUUCAUUGAAGAAGUGGUGAACUAUUACAAUGGUUACAUUGUAAUAGGAGCGAACCUGCACUUUACCAAGGGUCUACGAGAAAUCAUUGAGAGCAAAGUGGCAGAGCGCGACAACUCAGUCUAGAUGUCCAUUCCUGGUGACUGUGGAGUAGGUGCUAAACCCUAGAGAGACAUAUGUUCUCUUCCUAGAGUUCAACCGUCCAAUUUGUGUAGACUUGCAACCUUAGUGUUACACACAUUCUCCUGAAGGGGUUGGACAAGGUAAAGGGGACAGUACCCAGCUAGUGGGUAGAUCUGUGGAGAUCCAUCUCACUCCAGCUUUCUCAGCCCUCUAAUGUUUACUGUUGUGUUCAUGUGUACAAUAUUAGAAACUUAUGCUAUUUAAGUUAAAAGCAUAGAGCACUGUGUGGAUCCUCCUCAGAUCCCCUGCAUGUUAGGGUAUAAGUAAACCAUACGCCAGCAUCUGAUGCCAGGAUGCUGGUUUGCAUUGGCAAGUAUUCCAAGUACAAUUAAAUGGAGUUAUUCAGAUAACUGCACCAAGUAAAACAUUUAAGGAUGCAAUAUUUGUUCCAGUGGUAAAAGGUUUCCGGGUUGGUCCAGAAAAAAAUACUGGCUCACCCUAAAAUGGGAUACCUCACUUUGUACACCAAACACACUACAGUAAUAGAGACUGAGUGGGAAAAAAACCCUUCACAUUACAUUGUAAGCUAAACCAGUAUUUAGAACCUGUCAAAAUUGUAUGCAGUACAUUUGUACGAUUCCUUAUGUAGACAAUGUGGUAAAUGUUUAGAUGAUUAUUCAGUUAUAAAUCAAUUGAGUUAUGUGCUACUGAGUGAGUAUUAUUACAGUUGUAUUAGACAGCAUUUUUCUUGUGGGUGUUUGAUAUUGCAAGUCAUGUACUGAUGUUAUGAUUAAAAGGCUAAUGAACACA
Messenger RNA from Alosa alosa (allis shad), 2775 nucleotides. Its product is annotated as phospholipid transfer protein. The record is from RefSeq and is a predicted model, not a curated record. Gene Ontology annotation, molecular function: phosphatidylcholine binding; phosphatidylethanolamine transfer activity; phosphatidylethanolamine binding. The coding region runs from base 514 to 1968 and encodes 484 amino acids. Gene Ontology annotation, biological process: high-density lipoprotein particle remodeling; phospholipid transport; ceramide transport. The transcript has 16 exons. NCBI's taxonomy places the organism in Eukaryota, Metazoa, Chordata, Actinopteri, Clupeiformes, Clupeidae.